Molecule: messenger RNA, 3242 nt
Organism: Danio rerio (zebrafish)
Lineage: Eukaryota; Metazoa; Chordata; Actinopteri; Cypriniformes; Danionidae
Gene: tuft1a
Product: tuftelin 1a
Source: RefSeq, marked provisional
CGUUCAGCUUCUGCUGCUCUUAUUUAACUUAUUUAACUUUUAAUAAAGAAAACCUAAAAUGAAUCGAAUGGGAAGUAUGUGCACGUUUGAUGAAAUCCGAAUGGAUGACAGACUGAACGGCCACAGGACGCUCAGACUGACUCUCCACGAACAGAACCAGCAGCAGCAGCAACCUGUCACAGACAAGCCAGUCGGCAGAGCGUUUGCUUUGAUACAGCCAACCUAUGAGAGGAAGCCGCUGAAGUCUGAUCUGAUCAAGCCAUCUGACGAUCAGGGUGAGGUCAUCAAGGUAUAUCUGGAGGACCGCAAAGAGGCACAAGCCAGACACCAGCAGAGUCUAAAGAUGCUCUCAGAGGAGGUUUCACAAAUACAGGAGGUAAGAUACUGUCUCAAGAGCCUCAGAGAGCAGAUGGCAGCUAAAAGUCACAGAGCCGAACAUAAGCUGGUGUUAUCUGGUGCCAGAAAAGUCAAUGGUACUCAUUCAGCACUGACACAGAGCCUGAACGGUUUAGAGAGACAGGACAGUAUGGACGAGCAGGAAAAAGAGAAGAUGAGGGAGGCCAGCAAACGUCUGUACGGUCAGCUUCAAGAGGCUGAGAAGAAACACCAGGAGGAGAGAGAGAAACUGCUGAUGGAGGCGCGUCAGUAUAAACAGCAGCUGUCGGAGCAGAGUGAGCAUCUGAAGAGGAUCCAGCAGAGCAAACAGCAGCAGGACCAGCAGAUUGACGACCUGCGGCGUCUCAUGAGCGGCAUGGAGCAGGAGAGCUCGGGUCUCAGGGAACAGCUCAUGAGCAGAGAAGCUGAAAUCCUGCAGCUCAGAGAACUCAGAGACGAGGGUCACGUCGGGACACAGAGGCUAGAAGAGCUGGAAAAGGACAAUGCCAUUCUGAAAGAGAAGAUUCACCACUUGGAUGACAUGCUGAAGAGUCAGCAGAGAAAAAUGCGGCAGAUGAUUGAACAGCUUCAAAACUCACGCAUGGUUAUUCAGGAGAGAGACCGAGCCAUCAGAGAGCUGGAGGAAAAGGUGGCCAUGCUGGAGGCUGAGAACAAACAAAUGCGUGACCAGAUGGAUUAUUACCUGGGAAGCCAAAGGUCAAAUUCAUUCCUGCCAUCAGACAGCAAUGCGCAGAUUGUCUACAGCAAACCUCUCAGACCAUCCAGCCAAAGCAACAAGAGUCUGCCCUUCAUCAAAGUCAUCGAAAUUAAAUCGUGAAAAAACUAAAACCCAGAGCUUUACUGUCUGAAGGCCUUCACUUCUAAUAUUGCAGAAGUCUGUUACUGUUAUUGACACUGACUAUGAAUGCGGGACUGUUAAAGUGAACAUAUGAAGACAAACAGAUUGAAGAAGUCAUUUUAGUCAUUAUUGUGAAACUAGAUGAAGUUGGAGGUAUUUAUUUGAGGCUGGCCCUCUGAAAACGAUGUCUUUUACUCAGCAGUAAUGGACAGAUUGUAACGUUAAACACCCUCUUUAUCUCUCAUAAUCUUGAUCAUCUCGGGAUUAGCUCAGCUAAGGGGAGUGAAGGGGGCUUUUUCUCUGAUACAAAUCACAGGUGAAAAUCUGGGUAAAUUAGAGCAACAGUAGUAGACUGGAAUUGGGUUUCAUUUUAUUUUAUAUGUGCUAUUUUCUAUAAUUCAAAUAGAUUUGAAUCUGUUGAAAUAAGCAACAAAAAAUAACUUUAUUUUAAAAUGUAUUAUUUUAUUCAUACCCAUUAGUUUCUUAAUGCAAAUGGAUUUGAAUUUGUUGAAGUAAAUAUCAAUGAAAAAAUUGUAAUUUUAUUCAGAACUGUUUCUAUAAUUUAAAUUGAUUGUAGAUCUGUUGAAGUAUAUAAAAAUACAAAACAUUAUUUUAUAUCAUUAUUUUAAUCAUACUCGGUUUCUAUAAUUCUUUUUAAUCAAUGGAAGUAAAUAAAACACUUUAUUUUAUUUUAUUCAAACCUGUUAGUCGUACAUUUGAACUUUGAAUUUUUUAAAAAUGACAAAAAAUAUUUUAUUCAGACCCAUUAGUUUCUAUAAUUCAAACGGAUUUUAAUCCAUAGAAGUAAAAAUAAAAUUCAUUUAGACUUUAUUUUACUCAAACCUAUUAGUUUCUUCAAUUAAAACAGAUUUUAAUCCACUGAAGUAAAUAAAAUAAAUUAAAAAAAGAAUUUUAUUUUAUUCAAACCCAUUAGUUUCUUUAAUUAAAACUGAUUUUAAUUCAUUGAAGUAAAUAAAAUAAUUAAAAAUAAAAGACUUUUAUUCAAGUCAAUUAAUUUCUAUAAUUCAAUUCGAUUUUAAUCCAUUGAAGUUAAUAAAAUGAAUUAAAAAGAUUUCUGAAUAAAUUAAUAAAUACUUUUUAAAAUUAUUAUUAUUAUUCAAAAGAUAAAAUAUGAAAAUAUUUAACAGGUAUACAAUAUAAUAAUAGAAUAUAAAAUCAUCCAAUCUAUUUCAACAGCUGAAUAUUUCAAUUGAAUUAUAGAACCUAGCAUUUAUUAAUAACUUAUUUUAAGGAAUGUGAAAUAAAGAAUGAAGGAUUAAGACAUUUUUAUAAUAUAUUCUUUUUGCUAAAUCUAAAUCGAGGUGAGGAAAUAUUUUCUGUGGCUAAUAAAAUUUUUAAAGCAUUUGAUCUCUCAUUGCAAGAGUCCAGAAGCGCAGCAGUGCACCUCCUUUAUCUUUAAUAAUAACUGAUAACUGAAGUGCUGAAAGAACAGAAGCAGAGACAGCGAGUCAACACACACACACACUAACUCAUGCUAAAACAGAGAACUGCAACAAAUAUUUAAACCUUUCUCGACCAAAAGCCACACAGCAGAGAGAGUCCAGACUCACUUCCUUGAAAAACAAAGGGGCCUUUUAAAAGUGUUUCAUAAGUCUCCAAGAAUGUAACACUUGUCCAGCACUGAGUGACCAGUUCAGACUAGCGUGACUUCUGUUCUCCAGUGCACACUCACCCAGUCAGCCAUUUACAGCAUUCACUAAACUGCAGCGGGUGAGAGAUUAUUUAUACUUUCAGACGGGGGUGUUAAAUUAUGCAUUUCAUUACCAUGUUAAUCCACCAUCUCAUUUGUAAAUGGCUGUGUGUAUAUUUUCAUGUUGUGUGAACUUUAACCUUGCGAAUUUCUCAGAAAUGCUUCAUAUUAGCAUCUUUUGUUUUGUUUUUGUAUUAAUAAUAAUAAUGAUAAUAUUUUUGUAGUAGAUACGAGUGGUUUGUGAUGCUUGAAUGAAUGUAUGUUGUGUGUUCUAUUUAAAUAAAUUAGUUUCAUUAA